This is a messenger RNA of Dissoconium aciculare CBS 342.82, 3010 nucleotides long. RefSeq lists its product as uncharacterized. The transcript has a single exon. NCBI's taxonomy places the organism in Eukaryota, Fungi, Ascomycota, Dothideomycetes, Mycosphaerellales, Dissoconiaceae. The record is from RefSeq and is a predicted model, not a curated record. Gene Ontology annotation, biological process: rRNA processing. Bases 132 to 2594 code for a protein of 820 amino acids. Gene Ontology annotation, cellular component: nucleus.
GGACGAUUGAUCGUAUUGCAAUCACCAGAGUCCGUUCAUGCAGCAGUGAGCCUUUGCUUAGACUCGCGAUACUUAGACUGUAAGAUCGCCUGUCUUUGGAGAAAUAUCGGCAAUUUCCAGGCGAGCCGAUCAUGUCUCAAUCAGUACAGUCUGCCAUUGGCACCCUUCGAGCUAUUACAUACCGGAUCGCCAAUACUUCAGACGAACAACUACCUCAAAUUGCUGCUCAAAUAGCUGGAUCUAUCUGGACAUGCCGAGCGGUCCUAUCGCAAGCCUCGGGCGCCAAAAAUCAGGGUGAUGUCACUGCCGUGGUCCACCGGUUCAAGACACAGCUAUCUACCUUGCUCCAGCACAGGAAUUUUCGUGCGCGAUGGACUGGUGUUGUCUUGGUCAAAGCUGUGAUCGAGGCAGGAGGACUUGAGAUUCUCAGCAAAUCCGGAGUCUGGUCGCGCAAUCUGCUGACCAUUUUGAAGAGGCCCGAUCCUCCAACCACGCGCAGUCUUGCCGUCUUGACACUCACCCGACUGUUCAUGCUAACCUGGGAGCACGCAAAUCUGGUCCGCGAGAUCACGACUCCUGCACUACCUGGCUUUGUCUCUACAUGUAUCAGCAACAUCGAAGCAAAGCGAUGCUCGCCUGAUGAGUUGCAAACUGUCCUGGAUGCUUUCUCGGUGCUGAUCGUUAGACAUUCGACAAUUUUCCGUCCAAAUGAGGGCACACUCCGGACCAUCCUUCUCAGAAUCCUCAGCUCUUCAUCUGCGGGUGAAGCUGUUCAUUUUCAUUACACUUCAAGGCAUAGGGAGUCAGCCCGGCGUCUACUUGUUUUACUUCAUCAUUGCACGCCGAAACAAGGCUCAAGUGAGAAGUGGAGCGAGAGCUUCAAGAAUGCGCUAGCGUCUGCUCACGCUACCUGCGACUACUUAUUCCGAGGUAUUGAACACGAUUGGGAAUCAACCGCCGGUGUUCAGCCAUUCCGUCCGAGGCAUCAAUUAUUGAAUGGAGAGCCAGAGCUUCCCGAGCAGGAUGCUCUUGGCUUGAGCGCCUGGAGCGGGAUCUAUGCCGGACAUGAGCGCUUGAUCGAGACAUUGCUUAUUCUGUCGACGAUUCUGGCAUUGCCGACUCCCGCUGCUGUGCCAGUCAAGUUUGGCAGUAUCAUGGACCUUAUGACAAGAAUUCUCAGCAUUGGUGCUACUGAUCUAGAGAAAAUCGGCUCAAUGAAAUUCAAUCCUCAGAUUGUUCGAGAAGAGCGCGAAGCUGUCCUUGCCGUCCUACCUGCUGUUCGCAUAGCGGCUCUGGACGUUUUGACGCACCUCCUUGCUCGUUUUCAGGCUUCGGCUUUCUCGAUCUUGCCUACGUUGACGCAGGUGUUAUCAAGCCUUUUCCAAGCGGAACGGGAUGAGAGCGUGCGAGCGGGGAUUUCCCAGAUCCUAGCAUCCAUCGUCACAUUCUCGGGAGCUACAUUCACUCGAGCCGACACUUCACUGCUGGUACCUGCUCUUCGAAGCUGCUGUCAACAGCUACUACCAUCAGACUCCUCCUCAGACGGACAAGGACCACAAAGCAAUGGUACCUCAGGCACAAGCCAGCCCAAGAAGUCCACUCCACUACCCAAGCACUUUGAAGCUAGCAAUCCAAAUCACGAACACUCACGUUCUCUCCUCCUCUCCGCCCUCAAACACCUCCCUUCGACGACGGUCCCAACCAAGGUCCGAGCCCAGAUUGAUCGUGUCGCAGUGAUCACGAAAGACAAGGAUCUCCUUGUCGCAAGUGUCCUCAACCCCGCACAGCGCGAAAAUGAACUCCGCGCACAAGCCAGCUUGAUGCCAAUCCUGGCUCGCCUGGCGCCGAAGGAAAGUGAAGUCGAAGCUUUGAUCAAGCCGAGAAUGCCGGUGAUUGGUGGGAAGAGAACUGGCGCUCAUGGUGUAAAGGUGGACGACGAUGUAGAAGACGAGGAUGAUGAAUCAGACGAUGAAGAUGAUGAGGUGGACGAAGAUGACGCGGAGGAAGCGGAAAUCGACGGAGACGAAAUUCCCGAGGCUCCAAGACAUGAAAUAUCCAGCGCCUCAAUCCUCCAAGCCAACACCAACCUUCAAGGCCCUCUUGCCCCUUCAUCGUCAACAUCCCAAAAACGCCCCUUCGAGCCCCCCACCACAGAGUUCACAACUACAACCACACCUCUCCAACCACCAACAACCACAACCCCACCAGAUGCAAAACGCACACGGCUGGACCAGACUCUGCCCACCACGCACUCAACAAAAGCAAGACCCACAACAUCACAGCUCCAAACCGACACAAACGAAGAAGCACGCUCCCUCCUCGAAGACCUCGAAGCACAACUCCAAGACGACAUUGCCAAUUCCAAUCGAGAUGUUGCUGACGACGAGAUCACACAAUCGAGCUCCUUCCCUGCCGCCUCUACGGCAGAGACACAAAGCUCGUCAUCGCUUCUACCCGCGGUGUCAACUGUGAACACCGCACAUGACGGCGUCGGCGAUGACGAUGAUGAUGAGAUGGACGGGAGUGAUUUCGAAAUGCCGCCGUUGACCAUGGAGAUGGAUACCGAUGACGAGGACGAGGAGGACGAGGAGUAGAAGCGAGGACGGCCAUGAUUGCGGCUGUGCAUUGUAGCCAUGCAGAGGUUACGGCAGCGUUUGAUGGAAUGUAGAAAUCAAGUUCAUUCAUAGAAUUCAUUGCUUUCCGGAACGGUAGAGCUUGUCACUCGGACCCGGUGCAGGAAGUCGGGAUGGGAGAGAACUUCUGCUGUGGGAACUUCUCGCGUUUCUGCGUCGCCAGAAUUUCCCGUUCAUUAGAUUUUUGUGGAUUUUCAAGAUGCAGUCCGUAUCACUCCCCAUAACGCCGUCGCCAUGAAUCCUGUCUAUACCAUACAAUCCCCUGGUUCCUCAAACUACGUGCGAUUCACACGGUAUGUUUUUCCAAAACAUUUUCAUAUGCCCCGUAUCCCAAGUCCCGUGUCCUUGCUCCUCUGGUUAUUGCUGCUCCUCCUCAG